CAUCAGAGCGGUUUUGACUACUUCCGGGGAUCCACUGAGGCUCCAUAGACCGAGGCCAACAACCAGCCAUCCCCUGUCCAACAGGGCCUCAGAGAUGGUCGAGUUUGACGAACUCCUCUCCACUCUGGAGAUGUGGGCUGACCAACUGGCUUCACUGAAGGACUUGCACUGUGUCCUGAGUAAGUUGAUACUGAGACUGUUACCAUGGCAGCCAGCAGGCGCUACUAGUCUUAUGGAAAGUGUUCGAGUGGAGGACCUUAUGCUACUGGUGGACAGUCUGCUAGAGGAGACCAACUCUGGGGAGGAUAAGUUGCUGAGGAGCCCCACUAGGAACACACUCCAGUCCAUGGUGUCCCACUUCCAGAAGCUGUUUGAUAUAACCUCCCUCAGCGGAGUGUAUCCACGUAUGAACGAGGUCUACACCAGGCUUGGGGAGAUGACCACCGCUAUGAGGAACCUCAGGGACAUCCUGGCCCUGGAUGACAGAGCACCCCUUAGUGAGGUGGUAAACCAGGUAGCCAGUCUGGUCAACUCCCCAGAAGCCACGUCCGGCCACGAGCUCCACGUCCUCCUGGGAACCAGUGAUAUUGACAGGUACAAGCAGCAGAAUUUAUUUUGUUUUAUUCUGAGUAAUGUUGUUAAUGUCAUAAAAUUUGCCUAUUGCCUGGCGUUAAAUAUGUGUGUUGGUCAGUAUUAUUCUGAAGCUAAAGGAACAUGAUGUGUUCUUCCCUGCAUUCUACUUUUUGGUUCAGAAGCUGCUCCAGACUCUAGGUAGGGAAAUGUUAUUACCAUCCAAUAAUGCAUUUGUUUGAAAUCGUUUACUGAUCAUGUGGUUAUUAGUACAUCUAUUUUGGUUGAUCUUACAGAUGUUGACUGUCUGGAUGACAUCAUGCCUGUUCUGAGGUCACUAGAGUCAAGAGCAGAGUAACACCGGUGCUUUGUAAUUAACAAUGCCUUUAUGUUUUGUGUAUUUGAUUUGGAGUGA
Molecule: messenger RNA, 985 nt
Organism: Oncorhynchus keta (chum salmon)
Lineage: Eukaryota; Metazoa; Chordata; Actinopteri; Salmoniformes; Salmonidae
Product: centrosomal protein of 70 kDa-like
Exons: 4
Coding region: 95-718 (207 amino acids)
Biological process (GO): cilium assembly; regulation of microtubule cytoskeleton organization
Cellular component (GO): centrosome
Molecular function (GO): gamma-tubulin binding
Source: RefSeq, a predicted model, not a curated record